Pipistrellus nathusii (Nathusius's pipistrelle) is the source of this 4986-nucleotide messenger RNA. Lineage: Eukaryota; Metazoa; Chordata; Mammalia; Chiroptera; Vespertilionidae. The record is from the annotation of a GenBank genome assembly.
AUGAAGAAGAUUUUUGGCUUUGGGAGCAGGAAGGGCGUGUCGCCCUUGGCCGCGGCCUCCAGCCCCGGGCGGAGCCGGGGAGAGAGGCUGACGGGCGGGGGCAGAGGCCCCUCGCAGCCCGGGUACCACCUCCAGGACCGGGACCUGGGCAAGAUCCACAGAGCGGCCAGCGCGGGCAGCGCAGCCAAAGUGAAGCAGAUUCUGCUGCUCCGGAUAAAUGGCUUGAAUGAUAGAGACAAGAUGAACAGGACUGCUCUACAUUUGGCCUGUGCCAAUGGCCAUCCAGGAGUGGUGACUCUCCUGGUAGACAGAAAAUGCCUGCUGAACCUCUGUGAUAAUGAAAACAGGACAGCUCUGAUUAAGGCCGUACAAUGCCAGGAAGAGGAAUGUGCAACUAUUCUACUAGACCAUGGUGCUGAUCCAAACAUAAUGGACAUCCUUGGCAAUACUGCUCUCCACUAUGCUGUCCUUGGUCAAAAUAUAGCAAUAGUGGAAAAGCUACUUUCAUUCAAGGCAAAUAUUGAAGCGAGAAACAAGGAUGACCUCACACCACUUUCUCUUGCUCAAAGUGAAAAUAAAGAGCAUAUGGUGGAAUUUUUAGUAAAUAGAGGUGCAAGAAUACACACAAUUGAUCACAUGGAAAGUGAUCUCUGUGUUAUAUAUAUAAAACUCAUGCUUGCUGUAAAUGAUGAAUCUGGAAAUAUAGUCAGGCUUCUUUUUCAGCAAGGUACUGAUGUCUUUUCUCAAGAUAACUGCGGGUGGACUUCAGAAGAAUAUGCUUUUGUUGUAGUUUUAAUUUGUCACAAUCAACAAGUAAUGUCUGAAUAUAAAGAAGAAAGGAGAGCUAAAAAGUCUUCUGAAAGUAGCAAAAGUUUUGCGGAUGAGAGCUCUGAAGAAGACUCUUUAAGGAGCAAACAUGGCAUUGAUGAUUCAUGGCCUACAUCAGAGGAUGAAGACUUCGAUGUUGAUACCAAGAAUGUCAUGAAGCCAAGCUUAGCAAAGCUAAAGACUGCUAUUCAACAAUCCCAGAAAAACAUAGAAGCAAAAUAUGCCACUGUGAGAUCAGAAAAUAGGACCUCCUAUGAAGACAAUAAUUUUCAUAGUGAAAAUGAAGGUGUGGUUGAAACCUUUCCCAAAACAUCAGAAAAAAUCCAGGGCUUUUCUCAACCUGCCUUUUCAUCACUUGAACCUCUUCUAAAAGCUCCUCCUAUGUCUUCAGCAGUCAUUGGUUUUACAAAGGAAGACACAACAAAGCUGGCAAUUAAAAAAAAAGAAAAUGGUAUUGAUACUAUUGAAACUGCUCCAAAGAGCCAAACAAAUAAUGACAAUUUGACCUAUGUUUAUGGAGAACACAAAAAUAGUAGUAGUGAUAAAAUGUCAGCAUUAGGAUUAGAAGAAGACGAAGAUACAGAAUCACCUUGGGAUUCUGAGAGUCUUUCUACAAGUCUUCCACAGAAGUAUGUGGAUCACUUAUCUGAAGCUGCAGAUCAAAGAGGAAAAUAUAUACUAAAUGAACAAGUAGAAGAUGUGCUUUAUAUACCUUCUUGUAUGAGUGGAUCAAGAAGCUUUAAGAUGGCUAAAGUAGAGGAUACAAGAAAUAUAGGCAUACCAGUAGCCUGCAUUGAUUCUCCUGGAAAAUAUUCUCACUUGAAGCCUACCCUUGUAGUGACAGAUCCUGUUUCCAACAAAGGAGAAGGAAUGAAGGAUGUACAAGCAUUAAAAUCAGAGCUAGACUUAGAAAUGACAUCACAGGAAGAACAAAAAAGGCUUAAUGGAAGUGAAAAUAACCACCCACAGGUUGAAAAAGAACAAAAGAUGCACAGAAGUUGUGUAAUGGACAUUACAGAAAACUUAUAUAAUGCUGAUGCUGAUGACAAUGAUGGAUUAAUUCAACAAAGAAAGAGUGGAAAAACUGAUAACCAGCAAUUUCCUACUAUAGAGAAUGAAGAUACUGAUUGGUCAGCAAAGCAAACAUCUAGUGAAGAGGAAAUAUAUAGUGAAAAGAACAAGAUUAAAGAGAAAAUUGAUUCCGUGGAUGACCACAAUGACUUAUCUCAGUCAUCUGAAACAAUUUCAGAACAUUGCGAGUUGCCUUACUCCAAUUAUAAGAAUUCCAUGUUGCUAAUUGAACAACUUAGCAUGGAUUGUAAAGAUUCUAUUAGCUUAUUGAAAAUCCAGGAUGCAGUUCUUUCAUAUGAAAGAUUAAUAGAACUUAGAAAAAAUCACUGUGAAUUGCUUACUGGGAAAAUUAAAAAAAUGGAAAAGAGGAUUAGUGGACUACAGAAGGAGCUAUCAGAAACAAAAGAAAUGAAAUCACAAUUAGAGCAUCAAAAAGUGGAAUGGGAACAAGAACUCUGCAAUUUGAGAUUUACCUUAAAAGAAGAAAAAGAGAAGAGAAGAAAUUCUGAUUUGUUGUAUGACAAAAUUAGGGAGCAGUUAAGAAAUAAAGAAGAGCAAUAUAUUAAAGAAGUUGAAGUGAACCAACAACUUGAAACAACUCUUAGAACACUUGAGAUGGAAUUGAAAAUUGUAAGAAAGAAUUUAAAUCAGGUUUCCAAUAGUUAUGAAAAAGAAAAAACUUUGUUGCAUGAAAAUCACAUGUUUCAGGAUGAAAUUACCAAGCUAAGACUGGAAAUAGACACGGUAAAAAAUCAAAACCAGGAAAUGGAAAAGAAAUAUUUUGAGGACAUUGCAAUUGUCAAAGAAAAGAAUGACCAUCUUCAGAAGACAAUAAAACUGAAUGAGGAAACAUUAACAAAAACAAUAUUUCAACAUAAUGAACAGCUUGAUGUUCUGACAGCUGAGAAUAAAAUGCUAAACUCUAAACUGGAGAAUGAAAAACAAAACAGAGAAAGACUGGAAGCAGAAGUUGAAUCAUACCAGUCUAGACUGGCUACUGCUAUACAGGAUUAUGAGCACUGUCAGACAUCUAAAAGAGACCUACAAUUUGCUUUCCAGCGAGAAAGAGAUGAAUGGUUUUGUUUACGGGACAAAAUGAAUUUUGAUAUAUCUAACCUAAAAGAUAGCAAUGAAGUUCUUUCUCAACAACUUUCUAAAGCAGAAAGUAAAUUCAAUAGCCUAGAAAUUGAGCUUCAUCACACAAGAGAUGCUCUCAGAGAAAGAACAUUGGUUUUAGAAGGUGUACAAAGAGACCUAAGCCAAACACAGAGUCAAAAGAAGGAAAUUGAACACAUGUAUCAAAAGGAACAAGGUAAAGUGAAUAAAUAUGUUGGAAAGCAGGGAUCCUUAGAGGAGAGGUUAUCUCACCUACAGAGUGAAAAUAUGUUGCUUCGACAGCAACUGGAUGAUGCUCACAACAAAGCUGACAGUAAAGAAAAGACAGUCAUUAAUAUCCAAGAUCAGUUUCAGGAUAUCAUAAAAAUAUUUCAAGCUGAAAGUGAAAAGCAAGGUCUUCUGCUGAAUGAAAGAAAUAAGGAGUUAAUCAAUGAAUGUAACCAUUUAAAAGAAAGAAUGUGUCAGUAUGAAAAUGAUAAAGUGGAAAGAGAAGCAGUUGUGAGACAACUUCAACAAGAACUGGCUGAUACACUGAAAAAACAGUCUAUGUCAGAGGCUUCACUGGAGGUCACAUCACGUUAUCGUGUGAAUUUAGAAGAAGAGAAACAAGAGUUAAAGAAGGAACUAGAUCAAAGCAGAAGUCAGUUGCAAGAAGCACAAGAUCGAUGUACUGCGGCUGUAAGAUGUGCUGAGGAGACGCAAGAUCACAUGCAAAAGCUUGAAAUUGAAAAUGCCAAGUUAAAAGUUACAAUAAAAAAGCAAGAACACAAAAUUGAACAGCUUCAGACAAACGUGUCAGGAAACAAUUCGUCUCAGGAUGAAAAGGAACAGUUAAAGAAACAUAUUGAAUUAAAACAGUCUUUGGAAUAUAGCUUGGAUCAAGAAAUAAAGAAAAAUGAUCAAUUAGAAAAAGAGAUUACCAGAUUUAAGAAACUCUUAAAAAUUACAAAAAGGAAGUUAAAUGAAUAUGAAAAUGAAGAGCUUAGUUUCCCUGGAGAUUUAAAACCAAAUCAAAUUGAAAUGGAUAUUCAGAUUAAUACAUUAAAACAUAAGAAUGAUGAUCUUACAGCAAAACUGGAAAGUGCAUCUUCAAAGUGUAUACGUCUGGAUGAAAAAAAUAAAUUUCUUCAACAGGAGUUAUUAUCUAAGAAAGCAAUACAAAAGAAAUGUGAAAAGCUAGAGAAUGAAAAAAAGAAGUGGAAACAAGAAGUACUAAACCUCAAUAGACUUAUGGAAAUGAAUGUGGUAGAAUUUGGUGAAGUAGAACAGUAUAAACGGAAGAUUGAAGAAAGAGCAAGACAGGAUGUAGUAGAAAAAUUAAAAGAAGUCAAUUUAUUUUUACAGAUGCAAGCAGCAUCUCAAGAAAAUCUAGAGCAGUUAAGAGAGAAUCAUAAUACUUCAAUAAGAAGUCAGUUGGAACUCAGAAUUAAAGAUCUGGAAUAUGAACUCUUCAAAAUGAAAACUUCUCAAGAUUCUAAAGAAAUAGAUUUGGAAAAAUAUAAGCAACUGUACCUAGAAGAAUUAGAAGGUAGAAAAUCAUUGACAAAUCAACUAAACAAGACUAACGAGAGGCUAGCAGAGAUCAGCACCGAACUUCUCCUGCAGAAACAGCAGAACAGGUUUUUAGUCAGUGUUCCUAAUACAAGGCCAGUCCUGGAGACACCUGGUGUUGGAAACUUUAAUAAUAGUUUUGUACUCUAUGGACAUUCUACUCCUAGAGAAAGCGUGGUAAUUCCUACCUCAAGUCCACGGAUUUCAAACAGCAGCAUAGAGGCUUACUUGAUCAAGAUGCAGCAGGACUUUGAAAAAACUCUAACUAAAGAACUAAAAGAAGAUGCUGCUGAAUUUGAAUCUGAAUCCUAUAGAGCUUAUCCUGUAGGAUCAGUUGAUCAGUCAAAUUCAUAUCAAGACUUACUUUUGAAAACGUCACGAGAAUAUGUACAGAUUUUGAAGAAAAAUUAUAUGAUCUGA